Chara braunii is the source of this 337-nucleotide messenger RNA. The record is from the annotation of a GenBank genome assembly. NCBI's taxonomy places the organism in Eukaryota, Viridiplantae, Streptophyta, Charophyceae, Charales, Characeae.
GAGGGGAACCAAAUAACAGGCAGUCGCCACGUGGCUGCACCAGCUUCAUCGACGAACGGAGAGCUCCACGUGGAGCCCCACCUCGCGACACGUGGCGAUAUGGUCAUGAUGGGUGAAAUGUUCGACGUGUGGCUACAGAGCAGAUGCCCCGUCGCGGGGCUUCCGUCAGCACGUGCGGCAUGCAUUGUGCUGGGGUACGUGGUAUUCAUGGCGAUCAUUGGCCAGAUUUUCCCAGGGAAGGUUGUCCCAGGCGUGGUUCUUGCCGACAAAACCAGGCUCUAUUACAAGUGCAAUGGUAAUUAUCUGAUUAUCUAGGCGACUAGAGCCAUCACACCCA